Molecule: messenger RNA, 5581 nt
Organism: Leptonychotes weddellii (Weddell seal)
Lineage: Eukaryota; Metazoa; Chordata; Mammalia; Carnivora; Phocidae
Source: RefSeq, a predicted model, not a curated record
GAGCGCCGGACCUGAAAGGAUAUAGGCCGCAAGAGGAAAAGGGGCGGGCAGACGGUAUUGGAAGGCGCCGGAAGUGGUCGUGCUGAGGAGGGGUGGGAGAGGGGUGGGCCAGGCAGUUCUCUUGGCUGUAGCUGGGCGCUUCGGUAGCAGCGUACGUUCACUUCUUUCCGAGAGCCUGGCCCAGUGUCUCUGCCUCAGCCAACAUGGAUUUCAGGGAAAUUCUCCUGAUAGCUUCCAAAGGACAGGGUGUCAACAAUGUGCCGAAAAGGUAUAGUUUGGCAGUGGGGCCUCCCAAAAAAGACCCGAAAGUUAAGGGUGUCCAAUCUGCAGCCGUUCAGGCUUUUCUCAGAAGAAAAGAAGAGGAGCUCAGGCAAAAAGCUUUAGAGGAGAAAAGGAGAAAAGAGGAACUAGUGAAAAAGCGAAUUGAGCUAAAACAUGACAAGAAAGCAAGAGCUAUGGCGAAAAGGACAAAGGAUAAUUUCCAUGGUUACAACGGGAUUCCCGUUGAGGAAAAGUCAAAGAAGAGGCAGGCAGUGGAAAGCCACACUAGUCAGGGAACAGAACAAGAGUAUGAGAUGGAAGAAGAAGAUGAAUUCUUAGAAUACAAUCAAGCAGAGUCAGAGCAGGAGUAUGAGGAAGAGCAAGAACCUCCCAAAGUUGAAAGCAAACCAAAGGUCCCCCUUAGAAGUGCCCCACCACUCAUGAACUUCACUGAUCUACUCAGGCUGGCUGAGAAAAAGCAGUACGAACCAGUGGAGAUCAAGGUAGUGAAGAAAACAGAAGAGCGGCCCAUGACUGCAGAAGAACUUAGGGAGCGAGAAUUCCUUGAACGAAAGCAGAGGAAAAAGAGACCUGAGACAGAUGCAAGACUACCUCCAACCAAAAAGGCACCCUCUCAGAAAGAAAGUGUGGGCACAAAACUUAGCAAACAUCCUUCCAGGGGUACUCCCCUUCCUCAUGCUGAGAAGAAAUCCAGACCCAGCACAGCCAAUGAGAAACACUUAGGUCUGUCUUCAUCCAAAUCCAUGCCAGGAGAGAGGACCAAAGCAGGAUCUGUCAAUUGCUCUCAACCCUUACUUCGUGAGGGCCAUGACAGACCUGUCUUCAAUGGGGUUGGAAAGCCCCACUCCAGCACCUAUUCACCAAGUGUCCCAAAGACUUCUGCUAAGGGGACUCAGAAAUCUGCUACUGAGCACAAAGCCAAAAAAUCUCCUCCCCAUCCUAGCCAUUCCAGGCCUGGGUCCAUGGUUACCCCACACAAUAAAGCUAAGAGUCCAGGUGUCAGGCAGCCGGGCAACAGCUCCAGCUCAGCUCCUGGACGGCCCGGCACAGGGACUGCUCGGCCUACAGUUAGUUCUGGCCCUGUGCCCAGGCGCCAGAACGGCAGCUCCAGCUUAGGACCUGAGCGAUCGGUCAGUGGGACCAAGAGGCCAGCCAGUGACUUCAGUCUCUCCGGACGGACACUCAGUGGUACAGGUGGCCCUGGGCACCCUGCAAGCAGCUCAAGUGGCCCUGGGCGACCCACCAGUGGCUCAGGUGGUUCUGGGAGAGCUCUGGGCAGCUCUGGUGGCCCCGGGCGGCCUGUGAACAGUCCACAUGACCUUCGACGACAAGUGAGUGGCUCUGGCCCCUCUGGGCGGCCAGUCAGUGGCCCUGGGCGGCCAAUAAGUGGUCCUGGGCGGCCAGUCAGUGGCCCUGGGCGGCAAGUCAGUGGCCCUGGGCGGCCAGUCAGUGGUCCUGAGCGGCCAGUCAGUGGCCCUGGGCGGCCAGUCAGUGGUCCUGAGCGGCCAGUCAGUGGCCCUGGGCGGCCAGUCAGUGGUCCUGAGCGGCCAGUCAGUGGCCCUGGGCGGCCAGUCAGUGGUCCUGAGCGGCCAGUCAGUGGCCCUGGGCAAUCACUAAGUGGCUCAGUUCCAGCUGGACGGACUGUCAGUAGUUCAGGGCCCGGAAGACCGGUGAGCAGCUUGGGACCCGGGCGACCAGUUAGUAGCUCCAGUCUCCCCCUAAAGCCCAAGUGUACUGUUGUCUCAGAAACAAUUUCUUCCAAGAAUAUAAUUAGCCGAUCCAGCAAUGGACAGAUGAAUGGAAUGAAGCCUUCCUUAUCUGGCUACAGAUCUGCCCAAGUUCCUCAAAGGCCUCCCUUCCCUAGUGGUUACAAAAGGCAGCGAGAAUAUGAAGAGGAGGAAGAUGAUGAUGAAUAUGACUCUGAAAUGGAAGAUUUUAUUGAAGAUGAAGGAGAACCUCAGGAAGAAAUAUCCAAGCACAUUCGAGAAAUCUUUGGCUAUGACCGAAAAAAAUACAAAGAUGAAAGCGAUUAUGCCUUACGUUACAUGGAGAGUAGCUGGAAAGAGCAGCAGAAGGAAGAAGCAAAGAGUUUGAGACUAGGUAUGCAGGAGGACUUAGAGGAAAUGAGACGUGAAGAAGAAGAAAUGAAGCGUCGAAAGGCCAAGAAGCUGAAGAAGCGUUAGCUGCUGCUUUUAUUUAUUUUUGUGAAAUUCUGGAGACACUCUGCUGCAAGGAGGUCCUGCCUUCAGAAUGAAGAAGCCCCUUUAUGAUUUUAGAUUUAUACUUGGGUACUCAAGGAGAAGGAAUGCAUACUAUCAUUUGCAGGCUGUCAUUGGAGCAUGAAGUAUUUUCAGAUACUUUCCAGGGUUAAAUCUGUAAUGCAGAUGAUAGAAUGCCCAGUUGAGUGCUCUUAGGAAGUUAACUGUUCACAGGUGCCAGCCUUGAUCCUGAUGAGCUAUGCACUCUGAUGUGGGGCCGCUCACCAGUCAGCCAAUCUUACAUUGUUCCUUUGCUACUUUGAAAAGGAAAAAAAAAGGAUUGCCUCGUGACUUCCUAAUUCUGCUGUUGUGUGAGUAGGGCACUGCCCGGCUCCCAAUCAAACUUACUUUGUCUUUUAAUGAGGAACCUGGCCCUUCCAUGAAUGUUGCCAGCAAUAAAGUGACCUGUCCUAAUCUAUAUGUUUGGAUUGAGAACUUGAAAAUGUAGAGUAGGCUUUAUAAUUAUCGUAUGGAUGUCAUCUCUGUGACUUUGAAGUAAAAAUAGAAUAAAUUAUACUGUAUUCUGCAUUAUUCGUGGAUUGGAUGCUGAGCAUUCUUAUUCACUAAUUUAGGUGAUAAGGCAAUUAACAAAAAAUUUUUUUCAAGUUAAAAUACAAGUUAUGCCAUUUAGUUUAAAAAUACUUGUUUCCAAGUUUUCCUUUCAGAUUUCCUGUUAUGUUGGCUUUAAAAUAGACAAGGUCACUGUGCUGAUUGAUUUUUAUCUAAAAAAUUCAUUUUUAUAUUGAAGAAAAAUGCUUAUUUUAUUCAAACAUUAGAUUUGGUAGAGUAAUAGUUUAAAAACUGAGGAAGUGACAUGUGAGACUCCCCUCUUCCCUCAUUCUAAAAAUAUUUUGGAAAAAGGUGCCCCUGUACCUCUUGAUAUUAAUGACCGUGUUUUAUCUUAAGUUCUUUAGCAAUUAAUGGCAAAAACCAAAAACUAAAUUCAUGUGUAUCAAGAGCACCACCUUCUCUUUUUGCCCAUAUUGCACUUUUAUUUCAAACUAUGCACUGUGAAGAGAUUUUUUUCCCAGGUAGAAAAGGAUGUUCCCUGUUACUAGUGCUUUACUGGGCUGUGGAACUUUCUUCAUUCUCACUUUUUUUCAAGUCGUAUUUGUAGACUUGGUAUCUCUUAAGCCUCAAAUCCAGGCAGUUCCAAUCAGGCUGACAUAGAUUCUGGCUGGAGAGAAGCCAAGUCUAAAGGAAAGUCAGCAAUAGAAAAUGAGAUAUGAUGAUGCUAGAGAACAUUUGUCCUUCUUGUUUCUAAAUGUGGAGGGUUGGGGGCAGUGGGACAUAAGCUUGGAAAACAGUUCCAAACGUUGCUUUCAUGUAUUCCUUUUUAUCCAUAAGCUUGCUUUAUUCUUCAAGUUUGGUAGUAUAGAUUACUAUUGUUAGCCUCCUUUAAUGGGACAACCAUGUGACCCAGACCCUUAAGACUCUGACUCAUUUUGAAUUGAGUUUCAAAUUUCAGAAGUGCAAGGAUUUAACUUUGAAGCUGAAUCCUAUGAAAGAGGUCUUCAUCACUAGGAAUAACACCUUUUCUAAUGGUCCACAUGGAACUGUUAACACUGGCAGAAAAUCCUGUCAACUGCCUCUCACCCAUCUCAAAUACCUUCAGUGAAAUUGGUUUAAGGAUAGUGUGAUAUUCAUGUAAUGAAACAGGUUUGGAACAUUAUUUCCUUUGCUGUCACUUUUGUGCCCCCCCCCCAAACGUUUUUUUCUUGGAUGUAUUUUUUCAAUAUUCAGACUCUUUGAAAAUCUAUUACAAUCAAGUGCUUAUCAUAGCCGAAAGAUUUCUCGUGGCUUAAAAUUUACUAGCACUUUACUCAUUGUGCAGUUAUUUGUACAUAAAGGCACCACUGUGCUAGGUAAAAGUUCCAGAACUUGAAGAGUCAGGUUGUGUCCUUAGGCGUUAUCACUUUUGAGUGCAUUUCUUCUACAGAUGUUAUUAUUCUUCAGCAUCAACAUUAUAAAAGGGCACUUCUGUAGCUCAAUUAAAAAGAAAGUCCUGAGAAAGUCUUUUAAAUUAGUCUUGGCCUUGUUUCCAAAUCUUGUCUUCCAUUUUGUUCUGCAGUUCCUAACCACUCUUACAGAAAGCCCACAAAUCUUUGAAGAAACUGGAAUAAGCUAUUAUUUUAUUAAGGUUUACAAAUUAAGUGCUUGGUUUUUAAUGUAUCCUCUACCACUUUGGUUUUCAGAUUUUAUUAAUUCAGUAUCUGAAGAUGUGCCUUUUAUUGGGUAAUGUUAAUUCACGAAUGUAGUAAUGUUAUUUCACGACUGUAAUGUUACAUGAUCAUGGGUGUGGCAUUCUCUAACAGAUGAUGUGAAAGGAAAGUAGUUUUCAUAAAACUCAUAUGGCUCUGAUUGCACAGUCCCACUUGCUUUUGAUAUUGUUCUGUCAAAGCAAGGGGCACUUUCUUUUAAGGCUACUUUCAGAACUUGUCUUUGUAUUUUCUCUAAACUAUAAAUGCAGUUGUGUCCAUUUGGAGGCCAGGGUACCACAUGUCACAGACAGCCUUACAUGUGUGCCAUGAGAGGGUUCAAAGACUGUUAACAAAAAAGAAAGUCUAUGGGAACUCGAAAUUUCAUUUUUUAAAUGUUACCCCAAGAUUUUCUCCAAGAAAUCACUGUUUUGUAUUUUGUAACUUAAAAGCAGCUAUUAGUACAUUUCUGAGAUAUAGCAGGAGACCAAAACAUGUUUGGAAAGAGAAUAAAUAUAUGAAGAGAGACUGGUUGGUUUAUUUUCAAUGUGCUGAAUAUAUUAGACUACUAUUUAUUUUGUGAGUGGAUGUGAUAAAAUAAAUAUUCAGGUGUUUAGUGUAUGAUUAAGAGUGAUAUAUAGAUUUCUUUGGAGUUAUUAAAUCCAUCAUGUCUUUUACAUAAUGGACAAAUCAAGUUUUAAAAAAAAACAUUUACAUAGCUUAGCUUGUUUUCUGGUGCUGUUGACCUGCAAGAGAAUCUACUUUUGCAUAUACAGGUGAAAGUUUUGCAAUUUAUGUAUAAAAGAAAUUGUAGGCAUUAAAAAUAUUUUAUUGAUAUUUUCA